Molecule: messenger RNA, 2181 nt
Organism: Felis catus (domestic cat)
Lineage: Eukaryota; Metazoa; Chordata; Mammalia; Carnivora; Felidae
Gene: PRR3
Product: proline rich 3
Exons: 5
Coding region: 382-996 (204 amino acids)
Molecular function (GO): RNA binding; metal ion binding
Source: RefSeq, a predicted model, not a curated record
UGUCCGAUGUGGAGUCCUGAGCGAGUUCUCUUCCUUGACUCCUCAACUUCCAUCCGGCCCCUAACCUUUCUGAAGAAGACAAGGGAGAAAAGGAUAAAGAGCUCGUGUGCGCAGCCGCAGAAGGCAAGGGGGGGGGGGGCCUGGAGAGGUUGCAGAUUGCGAUGUCUAGAAUAACAACUUGUGACCAGACUUGCACAGAGAAAGUGGAAAUGCUGCCUUCUCUAAACUACUCUGGGGCGGGAGGUGUGAAGGGAUCGCUCUGAUUGGCCAAUAGUUAGGGAGAGGAAUUGGAUUACCUCUGGAAUCACCUGGGAUGUUUUGGAUAGCAACUAUGUGAGGGAAAGAGAAAGCUGACCACCCAGCCUUCUGGGCCCUCCCCCCAUGGCCAAUGGAAAGCCUGGUGACCCCAAGUCAGCCCCAAACUGGAAUCCACCCACAUGUCCACCAUCAGUAGAAUGGAUAAAUAAGUUGUUGUGUGUGCAUGCAAUGGGAUACUACACUGCAAUGAAAAUGAACGAACUCCUGCUACAGGCAACUUGGAUGAAUCUCACAAACACGAUGUUGAGCGAAAGGAGCCAGACAGAAAAGAAUGCAGACUCUCUUCACAGAGGUCCUCCAGGCUCAAGGGGACCAAUGAUUCCACCACUGCUGAGUCUCCCACCUCCUCCCCGGGGCAGAGGCCCAAUUCGGGGGGGCGUAGGCCCCAGAUGUGGCCCAUAUGGUCGUGGUUGGUGGGGGGCCAAUACUGAACCUCCUUUUCCUGGACCAGGCCAUGGGGGUCCUUCCAGGGGAGGCUUUCACAAAGAGCAGAGAAAUCCUCGAAGGCUCAAAAGUUGGUCUCUUAUCAAAAAUGCCUGCCCACCCAAGGAUGGCCCCCAAGUUAUGGAAGACAAAUCCAACCGCCCUGUCUGCCGACACUUUGCCAAAAAGGGCCACUGUCGAUAUGAGGACCUCUGUGCCUUCUACCACCCAGGCGUCAAUGGACCUCCUCUGUGAGACUGUGCCUUCCCAUCCAGGCUGGAAGGAGCCCUCUGUGACCUAGCGGCCAUAUAUUUCCCUGUGGCCCUGUGAUGGCUACUGUGAGGCUGUUCCACCCACCACCCUCAGUCAGUGACACCCACCCCCAUCUGUCACCUUCCCGUUUGGGGUUCAGAGUUGUGUUUCAUCACUGGUGCCCAGUGUGUGAUCCAGCCUCCAGAGACUCGCCUUCAGGACCCCAUCUUUGCUCCCUUCAACUGCCUCCUGGAUCCUCUUCCCCCUCACCAACUGACUGCUGAACAGGAAACCUCUUUGGUGCUGUUUCUUGUGCAUCUGCCCACCCAGCCCCCAGUACUGCCCUCGAUUCCUGAGAGCUCUGGAGCAAUUUCCUACCAUUCCCAUCUAGCUGCUUAAGUCCUUUUUAUGUGACAACCCUUACCCCAAAAGUUGCCAGUUGCUCUGUGAAACUCACCAGGUUGACCUGGGGUUGAGUAUGGAUGACUGGUGCAGAGUUACUUCCUGAAAGGCCACUCUCCCUGCUUUUGGAUUUUGUAGUUUCUGCAUCAGUAGCAUGAUCCCCACCGCUCUGGUCUGUGAUCACUGUGCUUUGUGAAACUGUGCAUCCCCUCGUACGUAGCCUCUCUCAGUGUCUGUGGCAUCUUUGUGACUUCCCAACACUAGAGUAAGUUUUUCUGCCAAAACAAGUGAGACUCGGUGCCCUCUAGACUUUCCACGCCUCCCAACGUGGGAGAAUUGUGAACCUUUCUGCAAGACUGCCUCCCUGGUCUCCCUAUCCUGGUGUCGGUUUUUCUGGGUUUGACACAAGCCCAUGAGAUGUCCUCUAAAGCCUCUGAUGGGCAACCCUGUCUCCUCUCCAGCCCACUUUAGUUAGACUAUGUCAUUGUGAGGCCACCAGCCCUUUCGUCUGAAUUCUGUGAAUCUCCACCCGGCCUACCUUUGGGUGGAACCUGGACAGUACUGUCGCCCUCGUCUAACCUUCUUCCCUGCAUCCCUGGCACUGGUUGUUUUCUGUGAAAACGGCAGUGAACAGGCUCAGUUUUGAACUGGCCCUGAGGAAAUGGGUCAGGAGUUGUGUGGGCAAGAGGGAAGGAUGAGAGCCGUUGGAGAAAGAAUGAAUUUUUUUUCUUUUUAACAUUUUUUUAUAUUAGUAAUAAAUGCAGUGGAAACAAGCAUUUUCUUCAA